CGAAUCCAACGGCCCACAUUCAAUCUCGGCUCCAGGUUUCACUCUCGUCCUCUAAAAACGCAUUUAUCGCGUUUCCCCUCAUUAAACACACACAGACUCAUUCAUUGAUCCUCUCGGCGAUAAACAUCAGAUCUCAGAUCUCCGAAAGAGAAAAGAAAUGGCGGUUUCCGCGCGUGAGGAGUACGUGUACAUGGCCAAGCUCGCGGAGCAAGCCGAGCGCUACGAGGAGAUGGUGGAGUUCAUGGAGAAAGUCUCCGCGGCCGUCGACGGCGACGAGCUCACCGUCGAGGAGCGAAACCUCCUCUCCGUGGCGUACAAGAACGUGAUCGGCGCCCGGCGCGCCUCGUGGCGAAUCAUCUCCUCGAUCGAGCAGAAGGAGGAGAGCCGCGGCAACGACGACCACGUCAAGGCGAUCCGAGACUACAGGGGGAAGAUCGAGACGGAGCUCUCGGGGAUCUGCGACGGGAUCCUCAAGCUGCUUGACGAUAGGCUCGUCCCCGCCGCUGGUUCCGGUGAUUCGAAGGUGUUUUACCUGAAGAUGAAGGGGGAUUACCAUAGGUACUUGGCGGAGUUUAAGACUGGUCAGGAGAGGAAAGACGCCGCUGAGAAUACUCUCUCUGCUUACAAGGCUGCUCAGGAUAUUGCAAAUGCAGAGCUAGCUCCAACUCACCCGAUCCGUCUCGGUCUGGCGUUGAACUUCUCUGUGUUCUACUACGAGAUCCUUAACUCUCCUGAUCGUGCCUGCAGCCUCGCCAAACAGGCUUUUGAUGAAGCGAUAGCAGAGUUGGACACUCUAGGUGAAGAGUCGUACAAAGACAGCACCUUGAUCAUGCAGCUUCUCCGUGACAACCUCACUCUCUGGACAUCCGACAUGCAGGAUGAUGAUGCUGGGGAGGAGAUCAAGGAAGCAUCAGCUCCAAAGCCGACUGAGGAACAGUAGUAACAAUCUUUUUGAUUGAACUGCUAAGUUUCUAGGGGUUUGUUUCGUCUAUAUGUUUCCUUAAGAUGUCGUUCGUUCGCUUGCCAAAUUAGCUUUAUCUCCAAAAGGCUUUUUUUUAUUCAUUCAUCAUAUUUCUGGCGGGUCGAACCAUCAAUCAUCUUUUUAUCUCUUUGCUUGAUUUUUUUUUUCUUUUUUUGUUCUGUCUUUCUUUUUUUUUGUUUGUGUUUAUCCAUUUCAAUGUCCGCUAUAAACCUGCUUUGUGUUGUCUUAUCAAUUUGAAGAUCAUAAAGGCUUGCUGUCUCUCUAA
Molecule: messenger RNA, 1247 nt
Organism: Brassica napus (rape)
Lineage: Eukaryota; Viridiplantae; Streptophyta; Magnoliopsida; Brassicales; Brassicaceae
Product: 14-3-3-like protein GF14 omega
Exons: 4
Coding region: 158-940 (260 amino acids)
Biological process (GO): signal transduction
Cellular component (GO): cytoplasm
Source: RefSeq, a predicted model, not a curated record